This is a messenger RNA of Diatraea saccharalis (sugarcane borer), 1374 nucleotides long. NCBI's taxonomy places the organism in Eukaryota, Metazoa, Arthropoda, Insecta, Lepidoptera, Crambidae. The record is from the annotation of a GenBank genome assembly.
UUGAUGAUUUGACGAACCGAAAAACUGCGGCAGGAGUGCGUUUGUUUUUGACCGCGCACAUUCGUAAAAAAAAAUAUUUAUUUCCAUCUAUUCUCAUAUCAGUAAAUUAUUUAUUAUGCCUGAAGAUAAAAAUUUAGUACAGUGCUACAACAGAGGGUGCGGCCAACUGUUCGAUCCCACUCAUAACGACAAAGAUGAGUGUCAGCAUCAUCCUGGUGCACCAAUAUUUCAUGAUGCCUACAAGGGUUGGUCUUGUUGCAAUAAAAAGAGUGUGGAUUUUACAGAAUUUCUGAAUAUCAAAGGCUGUACGCUAUCGAAACAUUCUAAUGUGAAGCCUCCUGAACCUGAAAAGAAGGGUCUUGAUAAAGAAUUACAGGAAAAGGAGGUUAUAGAAGUCCGAGCACCUGUGGUUGGUCCACAACUAACUCGGCCACCAUUUGAUUCUCCACUUGUGACCCUCAAUGCAUCUAUUGCUGAUUCAUUGAAAGAUAUAACUCGAAAAGCUACAGAAAAGACAGCUGUGUCUGAUGAUGGGGUUAUAGCUGUUGGUACCUCUUGCAAAAAUGGUGGAUGUAACAUUUCUUAUGAAGGACCCCAAACAAAUGGUACCAUAUGCACAUAUCACCCUGGUUGUCCAGUUUUUCACGAAGGCCUUAAAUUUUGGUCUUGCUGUCAGAAGCGGACUACGGAUUUUAACACGUUUCUUAGCCAACCUGGAUGUACUACUGGUACUCAUAAAUGGAAAAAAGAAGGAGCACCUGCUGGUACUGUUAAAUGUCGUUGGGAUUGGCAUCAAACAUCAGAUUUUAUUAUUGUCAGUGUUUAUGCUAAGAAAUAUGAUCCAACAUUAAGCUACAUUAAACUAAAUCCAAUUCGUUUAAAUACAAAGUUAGUAUUUAGAGAAGAAAAUGAUGCUGUCUUUGAACUAGAUCUUGAGUUAAGAGGUGUGAUAGACAUAGAUAAAAGUAGUGCAUCUAUGUUGCCUACUAAGAUGGAAAUUAAAUUAAAAAAGGCCGAAUUGGGUUCAUGGAGCAAAUUAGAUUUUCCGAGGAAUGACCCUAAAAAGGAAGAGCCUAAGCCUCACACUGAACAAGAAAUUGAAGAUGAUUCAGUUGAUUUAUCCACUGUUGAAGCUAUACAAUCAAUUGGGAAAGUAAAUGUGUCAGGUUAAGGAACUAACACUGAUUUCCCAAAAGACACACUAUUUGAUAUUUUGUAAAGCACAAGGUGUGUUUGUUUAUUCAAAUAAUUUUUUUUUAUGUUAUACAAUGGUAAAUGUACAUUUUCGCAAAUAAAAUGUGUUUUUACUAUGAUUUAAUUAUAUUUAUUUCAUUUCAUUGACCUUAAUUCUACUGAACAAUAUAAUAACACAUU